Molecule: messenger RNA, 2173 nt
Organism: Cheilinus undulatus (humphead wrasse)
Lineage: Eukaryota; Metazoa; Chordata; Actinopteri; Labriformes; Labridae
Exons: 4
Coding region: 370-2151 (593 amino acids)
Biological process (GO): lipid transport; lipoprotein metabolic process
Cellular component (GO): membrane; extracellular region
Molecular function (GO): lipid binding
Source: RefSeq, a predicted model, not a curated record
GUGGCUUUGAGAGCACGGAUUUGUUUAUGUUCUGCUGCCUCUUUUUCUCUCGUUAUUAUCGUUACAACACUGCUGGUAAAACUAAACUUACUGGACUAUCGAGCUGUGGGCAGACUGCAGCAGGCUGUGUACCGGUAUGUAGGUGUGACUCCACCUUGUGACGUGGAGAAAGAAAAACGAAACGAAACAGAGCAGCCUUCGUUUCCUGAAGCUGCUAUUUCCAAGUUCAGCAAGUUUAAGUUAAAAUAUAGAUGGGCCAAAUUAUCUCCAGCGCGAUUAAAGGGCUGAGUUAUUUUCAUUUUUGCCUCGAAGAUAAGAUGAUGGAGCUCCAGUAAACUCAGAAGACGGCGUGUGAAGAAGAGGAGAAACAUGGCCACAUCCAGAAAAGAACUCAGGAAGGCGCUGUGGAGCUACACAGCAGACACCCUCGUCUACAUUGACACAGUGAUACGAUUCUGUAAGAGGGUGCCCAAAUGGAUGCUUGGGAUGGAAUCAGAGCUGAACAUGCUCAUGGACAUCAAAGAGAGGGCUGACAACAUCGACCUAAACAUCAAACAUGUUACCCAGUCAGAGAACAAGGGAGAAGCCUUUCUGGAAUAUAUGAAGAGCAAGGUGACACAGGUGACUGCAGACAGCAGACGUGAAGAGCUGGAGAAGGAGUUGGCCGCGGUGCUGAAGGACACUCUGGUGGAGCUGGAGAAGCUCCACCGCUUCCUGGAUGCAGUGGAGAAGCUGGCGGUCACCUCCCUUCAUGUGUUUGAGGAGGAGAGGCAGGUGGUGUUACACCUGCCAGAAGGGGCCAGCCUCGACCAUGUUCAGGUCGUCAUCGCUGCGGCACAGCUGAUCUGCCCUCUGCUUCUCGAGUUUAAAAGAGAUCCACAUGUUUUUUUCAUCCCUAAGCUGCAGAAUGUGGAGGUGCUGGCAUAUCAGCUGGACAGAUACAUCCAGACCACCCAGAGGAUCUGUGGGAUGUUAGAGAAAAGCACCUUGGGUGACUUUACCCUGAAGAUGUCUAAGAAAAGUGCGGUAUCCCUGGAUGCAGAGUUGUCAGAAGACAGUAUACAAAGGAUGCUCUAUCACAUCAACCAGCUGAGCGACAUCAGGAUGAACCAGAACUUCCGCCUGGUGUUCUUGUUUCAUGAUAAAACCUGCUCCAGCUUCCUCAGUGAGUUCAGCGAUCGUAAACCCCGCCUUCUGCAGUCUCUGGAGGAGCUAGAGGAGGUUGCUGUCCAGCUUGACUCCAUGAAUAAGGGAGCGAAGAUUUCCAGUGUGGUGGGCAGCUCAGUGGGGGCGUUAGGAGGCAUACUCUCCAUUGUUGGCUUAGCGUUGAUUCCUGUAACAGCUGGAGUGUCUUUGGGUCUUACUAUGACCGGGGUGGGGCUCAGUAUCACCAGUGGGGUUAAUGGGGCUGUCACCACUGCCACAGAGAUCGGGGUGAACAGCACACAGCAAAAGAAAGCUGGUGAGGUCUUCCAGAGGAUCAUGGAGGACGUGCAGAGUCUCCAGAAUCGUCUGGAAGAGGUCACGGCUCAAACUGUCGCCAAAAUAGAAACAAAUGAGAUAGAUGUUGCUGUGGGAGUGGGCAGGGUGCUUAGCAAAGCUGGGUUCAUUGUGAGAGGCAUUGAUUCACUUGUUGAUGCCGCCUCGGCUGUUAAGGUGUUAAAAAGUGAAGAACUGAUUGCAAGCGCUGGUAAGGUGGUUGCUCAGGAAGGUAAAGCUUUACGUAAUGUCCCAAAGGUGGCUGCAGACAUCCCAGAUAUCGGACAGGCAGCACUUAAAGGGCCUCUGGCCCUCUCCAAGUCUGCCAGGGCCGGUCUCAUCGGGCUCAAUGCUUUUUUCCUGGGCAUGGAUGUCUUCUUCAUCUGCAAAGACAGCAUCAGUCUGUCCAAAGGGAGCGAGACUGAGGUGUCACAGUUUAUCAGAGCCAGAGCUAAGCUUUGGCGCUCAGAGAUCGAUGCAUGGGAGAAAAUGCACGACUCCCUGAGUGACGGUCUGCUGAAAUCAGAGAAAAACAAAGCUAUCCUGGAAACGCCUUUUUACCCAGAAAUGGAGAUGAAGGUGGAGAAAGAAAAAGAAGUUGAAAUGGGACUGCCUCCUGACGAAGUGGAUGAAAAAAUGGAAGAAGGAGGAAAAACUUGUACUGUACAGUAGAUCUCAGAGGUUACCAUGUGCC